Lathyrus oleraceus (garden pea) is the source of this 525-nucleotide messenger RNA. Its product is annotated as eukaryotic translation initiation factor 4 gamma-like. NCBI's taxonomy places the organism in Eukaryota, Viridiplantae, Streptophyta, Magnoliopsida, Fabales, Fabaceae. The record is from RefSeq and is a predicted model, not a curated record. The transcript is spliced from 3 exons. Bases 1 to 525 code for a protein of 174 amino acids.
AUGCUAUUUGAGAAGUUGGAAGUGUUAUGUGAACUGCUGGUGGAUUUCAACAACUUAAAGAGAAACACUAUUGAUCUUACUGAAGAAUUAGAGAAACAAGGUUGGGGGAACUACUUCAAGAGGCUCCAUGGUCCUGUAUACACAUUCCUUGUAAAGGAAUUCUUGAGAGGAGCUAAAGAAAGACUAGAGGUGCGUCUGGUGCAUGAAGCUAAAGAGAGGGCCAAGAAGGAAGCUGAAGAGAAGGCUAGGCAGGAAGCUAAGGAGAAGGCCGGGAAGAAAGCUGAGGAAAAAGCUGCCAAUGAAGCUGCUACUGCAGAAGCUAAAGCUAGCACUGAAGAAGCAACACACGUAGCUGCAGAGGAAGCUACAAAGACUACUGAAGUUGCUCUGACUCGAGUGUUUUUACAAGAUAUAUCUGAACAAGGAAAACUGAAUCAGUAUCUGAGAAAUAAGCAAAGCAAUCUAAGAAACUCUGGUAAGAAACUAUCUAACCCUGAAAACCCAUAUGAUAUAAAGAAAAUCUAA